AUGGGUAAAAGCCAACAAAUCAACUUGCCAAAUCCUUGGAGGGCCAAGGCCAAGGGUAAAAUCAUCCGCCAUGUGCCAAUCACUUUGUACGCCGAUGAUACUUCGGGGAACCGCUCGAAGCAAUGGAAUAAGCAUAUUUCAUAUUACUACACACUUUCUGGGCUACCUCCUAAGAUGACCAACCAGCAGUAUAAUUGCCAUUUCUUGGCCACUUCCAACACUGCUGGGGCUUUGGAAUUAGCAGAUCAAAUUGUGGAUGAGCUCAAUGUUCUUUCAACUGAGGGUUUUCAAGCAUAUGACGCCGGCUUGCAACAAGACGUCCUAGUUAUGACCAUGGUCCUAUGCUUUCUUGGGGAUUCCCCCAUGCACGCUGAGAUAGCAAACACACCUAUGCCCUCAGUAUCAUUAAACCCAUGCCGCAUGUGUGAUUUGUCUGCCCCGGCUAAGGAUGGCAAGUCUACUCAUCAAUAUGUGAAUGACUUUUUGGGCAAAGAUUCACAUGGACAUACGGCACCAUUCACCCCCCGCCAAUGGGAUGACACCAUUAAGAAUACUCAUGCUUUGUGGGAGAUAGGCAUGAAUCGCUCAAAAAAACUUUUUGACGACCGAUCCAUUGAGUAUGGCAUUCGAGAUGUUAUUAAUCGACAAUGUCUAAUGAUCAUCAAGGAUCGAAAAGCUUCACCAAGGAAGAAGGCACAGAUUCGCCGUUUGCAUCGGGACAAGUCGCCAAAAAUAUUUAGCCCAAUGCUCAGGCUCAAAGGAUUUGAUGGCUGCAAAGAUACACCAGUUGAAAUACUACAUGUAGUCCUAUUAGGAGUGGUCAAAUACCUACUCCGAGACUUCAUGAUGACCACAAUCAAACCCAAGCAUCUUCCCCAAUUGAUUGCAUCUUGGGAUUCCUUUGUGGUUAACUCAUUGCACAUGGGUCAAAUCAAAGGCAAGUAUUUUGUCAAGCAUUACAAGAGUUUGGUAGGGAAGCAUUUCCGCAUAGUGCUCCAAUUAGCCCCAUUUGUUUUGUUCCAGUUCAUGAACGAUCAGCAGAGGGAACUGUGGACAGCUUUGUGUCAAAUGUCCGCACUGAUAUUUCAAACCUCAAUACCCCACAUGGACACAUAUCUAACUGACCUCAGGGGCAAGAUUGACCGCUUCAUGUAUUUGUUGAUACAGAUGUCAGCACAAUGGGUCAACAAACCUAAGUUCCAUAUGUUAUAUCACCUCCCAGAAUCCAUCAGACGGUUUGGACCAGCCUGCCUAUUUGCAACCGAAAAGUUUGAAAGUUUCAAUGGCAUCUUACGUAACGCGUCGGUGCACUCCAAUCGCCACUGUCCUGGGCGUGACUUGGCCGUCACCUUUGCAAAUUAUGAAUGCAUGAGGGCCUUGCUGUCUGGAGGUCAACUUUACAACCACAUUGACCAAACAGUAUUUCACACCACUCAAGCAGUCACCAAUAUGUUCAAUGAUCCAAUGAUUCAAAAGUCAAUGGGAUACAAUCACAGAUCAGCCAACCCUAGUGCAGCCAUGAGUGCCACCUACCCCUCAAAGAAGGCCAUACCACAUCCAAUUCCCCAACACCUCAUCAAUGCUAACCCACACAAGAACAUCAAGGCAGUGUACACCCUCCAACUGGAUUCACACAUUGUACUUGCAAGGAACACAUUUGUCCAGAUCAAAUCAACACCCACAUCUACCACCAAGAGGCUAGGUAGGAUCAAUAACAUAUGGGAAAUCCAAUCUCAGCACCGGACCAGCUACGUUAUAUGUCUCACCUGGUUCAAGCUGUUGGGCAUAUCCAACUUCUACCAAAUGCGCAUCAUAGAAAGCACACAUGUUUUGGCAGAUGUACAUCCACAUGUGAGCAGCCGUCUAAUGUGA
Messenger RNA from Puccinia graminis f. sp. tritici CRL 75-36-700-3, 1872 nucleotides. RefSeq lists its product as uncharacterized. The coding region runs from base 1 to 1872 and encodes 623 amino acids. NCBI's taxonomy places the organism in Eukaryota, Fungi, Basidiomycota, Pucciniomycetes, Pucciniales, Pucciniaceae. The record is from RefSeq and is a predicted model, not a curated record. The transcript has 5 exons.